Messenger RNA from Triplophysa dalaica, 5980 nucleotides. RefSeq lists its product as uncharacterized. The coding region runs from base 137 to 5107 and encodes 1656 amino acids. The transcript is spliced from 23 exons. Lineage: Eukaryota; Metazoa; Chordata; Actinopteri; Cypriniformes; Nemacheilidae. The record is from RefSeq and is a predicted model, not a curated record.
AUCAUUCAGCCGUAAGAUGCUCACCGUACCCGGGUCAACAUGGCGGAAACACUCGCUGCUCUCCUGUGCUCACUAACGGUCUCAUGUAGUUUCCUGGAGGGUGUUUUACUUUCAGAGUUUUGAUGAAAACUGUCCCAUGAACAUGAGCGGCUCACGCGCAGCGUUCCGGUGGUCUCCCCCGUCCCCUGCCCUGCCCGCCGAUCAUGUGCUGAAGUCUGGAGCGGUCAUAUUCCCUGGUGCGUUCGAUCAGCACGGAUGUCCUCUGCUCGUGUUUCCGGCGGAGACUCAAUGUAAACUGUCUGAGGUCAGCGGAGAGGAGGUGUCUCAGUUUAUUCUCUACUGUCUGCGUCUGCACAAUAAGAAAGGAGAAGAGGGUCUGGUGUCUGUGGUGGCUGAUCUGAGACAAGCUGACGUCAAGGUCGUGAAGUUUAUCACAGAGACUCUCCUGACAUUGGAGUUCUACAGGAGGAUCUUUCAUUCGGUGUAUUUUGUUCAACCAAAGAAGAAAUCUGUUCAGAAGCAGCUGGUGAAACUUCUGACACAGAGCACCAAACAGAAGAGACCCGUUCUCUUUAAACGGGUUUUCCUCAAGGAUGUUUGUGAACUUUCAAACUUCAUGGACAGGAGUCAGUUAUCAUGUAGUUUAGGAGGAUACCUCAUGUACUGCCAUGACAGCUGGGUUAACUUCAUUAAGGAGAUUGACGCGUUUGUGCAGGAGUUUCUGUGUGUGGUGAACAGACUGCCGUCCUGUAUCUCGACUCUUCAGUCGCUUGCGAAGCUGCCGGUCCCCACACACUUUGAGCAGCUCCGUGACUUUUGUUCCGUGAAUGAAGCUCGAUUCCAGCAGCUCAGGAGAGAUCUUGGUUUGGAUGACUUGCUGAAGUGCUGUGAGUGUUUAUUGGAGAAACUGCGUUUCCCUGAGAAUGAGCCGUGUUUUCAUGCGAUGGCCGGAACGAUUCUCUUCUCUCACACUGCACUGGAAAUGCUCCAGAACUACAACCGGUUAAGUGCAGCGGUGGAGAAAGUUGAGUUGCUGUGGCAACAGGCCUUCUCCAAGCCCCGCCUCCAGCUUCAGGUUGCCCACCUGCAAAGAGAAGCUCAACAGAUACAGGAGCAGAUAGUUGUGUUACACAGAGAGAAGGUUCAGCCCUACAGGAUUCAACCGGCUGAAGAUGUUCACAGAUCUGAAAGUCUCCGGCUGGAGUUUGAGUCUUUAAUAUACAUGCAUGCAAUGGCUCUUGUUCGUCGUGCUGAGGAUGUUCUCCACACGUACUCUGAGAGCAUUCAGUUAACAGAUGUCAGAGAGCCGUGGGUCGAUGAUCUGCACCGAAUAAAGGAGAACCUCCGUUCUUCUGUUCAACAUCUUUACCAAACACUUAGAAACGUGUCAGAUUUCCACUACACCUUAAACAGAUGUAGAGACUGGUACAAGCAGGUGCUGUGUGAAACCUUCCUGUCAGAUCUGUCACAGAGACAUGAGGGUGUUUGUGAGAGCAGCUUUACUCCAGACGGACUCAUGUGGAGACGAGGAGUGGAGACGUUUCUCAGGAGGAGUUCUUGUCCUGAAGUGCAUGAGCUGGUGAAGCUGGCUCAUCUCACUGAUGUUAUAUCUGACCCGUACCUACAGCACGCCGGCAAACAGCUGUCUCACAGAUGCAUGACUUUAAGAGGACUGUUGACAUCGUCCGUGUCUGUAUCUCUUCAUGACCUUCAGCUUGCUCUUCAGUGGCAGUACGAGUACCUCAUGAGUAACAACCCAACCUCUGACAUCACAUCCCUUCAGACUGAUCAGAAUAAGAGCGGUCUGAGAGACUCGAUCUUCAUGUCCAUCUUCGUCCCACACGGACCUUUAGUUUCGCAAUCUGAGAGUUUGUUUGAUUUGCCCAAGUGGCCUUCGGUUGGAGAUUGUGACCAUCAGGUGUCACCCAGUGGCGUUCCUGGUGCAGGUAAACCUCCCUCUCUCAGCUCGUUCGACUCUGGUUUCGAUGGAGCGGGAAGCAGUCACGUGGACACCAGGAACCGAAGGGAGGGGCUCACUAGAUAUCCAGGCAACAGGGACUCCAAACCGGUAUAUGCCCAAAUUCACGAGGAGAACGUCGCCAGCGUGUCCGACUCUGAAGAUCCAGAGUGUAGUUUGAAGAGAGACACCCCUCAGGCCAGUAUUCAGAUCGUUCCCAAAAUAACACCUGACUCUGUGAACCUGGAGAUCACGGUGAAGCGAUCGGCCACGCUACCCAAGAACCCCUGGCUCAGUCUGCCUAUAGAUGAUCUGGAGAGCUCUUACACGGUUACCAUCACGCCAAACUCUUCCAACCAGCAGAGGAUUAUCAGGAGCUCCGGCCUGUCAACAAACACUCAUGAUGCAGAACAAACCUCUCGGACACGUGACCGACGGUGUGUUUGUGAUAAACAUCCAGAGAGGGCGGAUAGCUUUGAGGACUCUGAAGUGAAUCCCAUCAUCAAUGUUCUGUCCAGUACCAUCACUGAUCCUGAAGAAAAUACUGUGGACGCUGAGGCUUCUCUUCUCUGGGACACAUUUGAUCUUCACAACCUCAGACAUGAUUCCUGUGAACAGUUGGACGCGUCUCUGUUUGAGUGGGUUCAGAGAGAACAAGAAGAGCUUCAGGAGGUGGAGAAGACAUUAGAGCGAGCAGCUGAGAUCCUGAAGGAGGAAGAGAAUGUGCUUGCACAGGAAGUGAUGCUCGAUGAGCUGUUAGAAACUGAAGACGUGAUCAAUCAAGGUCCUGUAUGGAGUAAAGAUCAGCACGGUGAGAUGUCUCUUCAAGAUCUGGUUCAAUCUGGCGUGAUUGGGUUAGACGAUGAAAUCUCCUCUUCUCUUCCCGUCAGUCCUCGCAGUCAACUCCCAUCAACUGAUUCUGACACUGAGACCAGUGAGAUUUGUGAAAAGCGCUCCAGUUCACGCAGAUCAAUCACAGAAAGCCUUACGUGUGUGGAUGUACCACAGAAAGUGGACAGAGGUGACAUCAUUCAAGAUCUUGAAGUUCUCGAGGAGCAAAUCCUGGAGGAGAGGUUCCAACUAGAAGCUUUGCGUCGGGGCGAGUCUGAACCUUUAGCUCUGUCUCGAGUCACAACACGUAGCUCCUGCAGAGAGCGCCGGAUGUUUCUGGCACACCUGGAGGACAAGAGGCCGGACGUCGAGAAAAUGGAAAGUUUGAGAAGAGAGCGAGUGAAGAAGAGAGUCGUGAGGUGUUCCAUCAUGGACAAGAACUCUAUGAGGAAAGAUCUGUGGAGUUCAGACACCGAAGAGAAACUUCAACACACUGACACAUCUCCUCUCACAGAGAUGAACACCAGUCGAACGCCUCAAGAUGAAAAACCGGAGUGUACAGAAGUCACAAACAAAUCUCAGUCAAGUAUGAGUUCUCCUGCUCCUUCAGAUUCUACAUCUCAGUCUGAAAUUGAUCAAGACGUCCGGUCUCGUCACGAGGAGUCAGAUUCGAGUGAUUUGUGGCGAUCUUCCGGCUCAGACUCUCCGGCUUCGGUGCACUCUGAGUGGACAUCAAAUUCUCCGGUGGAUGAAAUAUCUUCCUGUCCGGUGGUGAUGCAGCAGACCAAUCCAGAGAACGGUGCUUUUGAUCCUGGUGGUGCUCCGGUACCUGCACCAAGGCAUGUCUUUUAUGACACACGAACACAAGAGUGUUCUGAAUCCAUCUCGUCAACCGACCUCGUCCGAACUCCCGACCAGAUCACAAGAUGUCUUCACAUGCAUAACAAUAACAACAACACUCUCGUUCAAUCAUACAGACAUGACGGACAUUCUGAAACCCAACCGAACAUUUUUACAGUCAUGGCAAACACAACAGAAGUGCAGCAGGAGGAAAGUGUUGAAGCAGGAUGGGAGGAGACGGGGCAGAUGUCGGGCCGCGAGCUGAAUGGAGGGGUUUAUGAUGGAGGUGGCUCCACGAGAGCUGUGUUUGGAUUUCUGCUGGACCGGCCACAGCUGAACAUGUCUAAUAGACCGCUGGACCAUCAGACGCCCAUCGUGCUGGACACAGGCUCUGGUUUGAUGAAGGCAGGAUUUGCAGACCAGGACCUUCCCACUGUUGUGUUCCCUACUGUAAUUGGUCAUCCAAAAUAUGAGGAGGUGAUGAGUGGAGGUGUGGACAGAGAUGUGUAUGUCGGACAUGAUGCUCGGCACAUGAGAGGAGUUCUGACCCUCAAACAUCCCAUAAGAAACGGCAUCGUACGCAACUGGGAUGAGAUGGAGAUGAUCUGGCAUCAUGCGUUCCAGCAGCUCUCUGUGGAUCCUCGGGAUCAUCCGGUGAUGUUGACGGAGGCCGCCAGGAAUCCUCUGGAGAACCGUCAGCGGAUGAUAGAAGUGAUGUUUGAAACCUUUAACGUCCCGCUCACGUUUGUGGCCAUGCAGGCCGUUCUGGCGCUUUAUGCCUCAGGACGAACCACAGGUGUGGUUCUGGACUCUGGUGAUGGUGUCAGUCACAGUGUUCCAGUGUUUGAUGGUCACUGUCUGCCUCACGCUGUCCAGCGCUUCAAUCUGGCCGGAGCUGACGUAACGCUACAGCUGCAGAAGCUUCUCCUGGAACAGGGUGUCUGUAUGCAGACGUCUGCAGAGCUGGAGAUCGUGCGGGAGAUGAAAGAGAAAUGUUGUUGUGUGGAGCUUGAUUAUGAAUCUGAGAUCAGGAACGGAAGUAUGGUGUCCUCAGAGGUCCAAUACAUGCUACCUGAUGGACGGAUCGUCUCGCUCUGCACAGAACGCUUCAGGGCACCAGAGGUCCUGUUCAAGCCAUGGCUGAUUGGACGAGAUCAUUAUGGGAUGCAUGAGAGCGUUUUUAAAUCCAUUCUCCAGUCGGACAUUGACCUGCGGAGGAGUUUUUUUGGAAACAUUGUUCUGUCAGGUGGUAAUACGCUGUUGGCCGGACUCCCCGAGCGUCUGCAGAUGGAGAUCAGACACAUGGUUCCAGCAGAUCUGAUGGAGUCUGUAAGAGUCACGAGUCCGAGCGAUCGAGACUUCUCUGUGUGGUCUGGAGGAGCCGUGUUGGCCAAUCUGCCCGUGUUCUCCAGCGCCUGGAUCACCUCUGAUGAAUAUGAAGAGUUUGGUCCACAGAUUGUGUUCAGGAAAUGUUUCUGAGGUUUCCUCAUUUUAAUGCAGUUUUGUCUUCUUGAAAAUAGUUUUUUUUAAGUGUUUUAUAGAUAAAUAACUGCCUGGGGAAUUCUGAAUCAUGUGACCGUAAUGCAACGCAUCAGCCGUGUUUGAUGUUUCUUUGAUUUGUGUCUGAGCAACACUAAAAGCUCUUAAAAGCGCUUCAUAGCACUGGUUGUAUCAAUCAGCUAUUUUAACUAUUAUAUAUCUAUUCAAAAUGUUAUGUCAAAGUUUUCUAUGUAUGUGAUGAUCAAUUCUCUGUGUUUGUUGAUGCCGGACUCGUGUCAAAUGUGUGAAUGGAAUGAGUCAGUUGUGAAUCUUUGAAAGUAAUGUGCCACAUCAUCUACAGAUUGAAUCUUCUUAACAUUCAUUUCUGAGGUGAAGUCUGAACUGAUUUACCUGCCAGAGAUCCUGUUCUCCUACAUAGCUGCAAUUUCUCAACUUUUCCUCGACUGCUUUUGAGUCUUUUGUGUGUUUUGAGUGAAAAUGGUUUGAUUUGCACGACUUUGAUGAAGUUUGUAUUUUCACGGUGGUUUUGCUUUAGUCUUCAGUGUCUGAAGGAAUCCUUUUGAAAUGCGUAUGGAUGGAUAAACAUGGAUUGAGAUUAUGUAUCCUGCAGGUUUUGAUCAGUCACUCUCACAGACCUCUACAGUAUAAUAAACCCUUCAGUGUGAGCCAGAUGAAAGAUUUGUAAAUGCAAUUGUUUGGUGCGUGUUUUAUUUCUGCAUGUGUGUGACUGCACAGACCGUUGAAGAUUUGGUCUGUUUGUUCAUCGCUGAAUCUUUAGUUUUUAUGUUCAGUGGAUUUGUCUUUAAUGCCCUGUGAUCUCCAGCAUCAGUGUCUGUUUAACUGUCUUGACCU